Molecule: messenger RNA, 3130 nt
Organism: Fragaria vesca subsp. vesca
Lineage: Eukaryota; Viridiplantae; Streptophyta; Magnoliopsida; Rosales; Rosaceae
Exons: 20
Coding region: 82-2832 (916 amino acids)
Biological process (GO): protein deglycosylation
Cellular component (GO): cytoplasm
Molecular function (GO): mannosyl-glycoprotein endo-beta-N-acetylglucosaminidase activity
Source: RefSeq, a predicted model, not a curated record
UUCCACUUCCCCUUCAACAAAUCCUCCGUGCCUCUCCGAUCUGGGUUGCCCAAUCGGCCCAGAUUGAUCGUCUGCCAUGACAUGGCUGGUGGCUAUGGUGAUGACAAGUGGAUCCAAGGAGGGACUAAUCCAGAUGCGUAUUCGAUAUGGAAUUGGUAUUUGAUUGAUGUCUUCAUCUACUUUUCGCACAGUCUCGUGGCGCUUCCACCUCCUUGUUGGACCAACACGGCUCAUAAGCAUGGUGUUAAGGUGUUGGGGACUUUCAUCACAGAAUGGGAGGAAGGGAAGCGUGUAUGCAAUAAAUUGCUGUCGACAAAGGAGUCUGCUGAGAUGUAUGCCGAGCGCUUGGUGGAGCUUGCUGUGGCUUUGGGAUUUGAUGGAUGGCUGAUCAAUAUGGAAGUAGAAUUGGAGUUGGGCCAAAUUCCUAAUUUGAAAGCAUUUGUCAGCUACUUAACCGAGAGAAUGCAUUCCGCAGUCACUGGAUCUUUAGUGAUAUGGUAUGAUAGUGUUACAACUGACGGUAAACUUAACUGGCAAAACCAACUAAAUGAAAAGAAUAAACCAUUCUUUGAUAUAUCUGACGGAAUUUUCGUGAACUAUACAUGGGAGAAAAAUUAUCCGAAGCAGUCAGCUGUUGUUGCAGGUGAUAGAAAGUUUGAUGUGUACAUGGGAAUCGAUGUAUUCGGAAGGGGCACUUUUGGUGGUGGACAAUGGAAUACAAGUGUUGCACUUGAUGUGCUGAAAAACGAUGGUGUGUCAGCUGCCAUAUUUGCUCCUGGAUGGAUCUAUGAGACUAAUCAACCGCCGAACUUCCAGACUGCUCAGAAUCAUUGGUGGACCCUUGUGGAAAAAUCAUGGGGAAUCACACAGAAUUAUCCUAUUGUUCUUCCAUUCUAUUCAAAUUUUGAUCAGGGUCAUGGAUACCAUGUUUCUAAGGAAGGAAGGCAAGUAUCAGAUUCUUCUUGGUGCAACAUUUCUUCCCAAAGUUUUCAGCCUUUGCUUCCGUUUACCGAUAAUUCGGCUCCAGAUGGUAUUGAAGUCCAUGUUGAUUUCAGGGAAGCAUCUUAUAGUGGAGGAGGAAACAUCACUUUUAAAGGAAACCUCAAAGACAAUGCUGAUUUCACUGCAAGGCUCUUUCAAGGACAUCUUCUUUUAGGGGACUUGCCUCUUCACUUCACAUAUUCAGUGAAAUCGGAGAAUAAUUCUCGACUAGGCCUUUUUCUUAGUUUUGUUUCUACGCUAAACAAAAAAAAGUCGGUACUUCUUGUAUCCUGGAAUUCGCACCAAUUCUCAAGCAAAUUUGGUACAGUGAUUAGGACACGUCAACUUGAAAAACCAGGAACUGCCCCUGGAUGGGUUAUAGAGGAGAGUAGCAUCAGAAUGAAGGGACACAUACUAACUGAAAUACAUGCGCUGUGCUACAGGUCAAAGCCUGAGUUUGAUGAAAGGAUCCCGAAAUCCAAAUCUAGCCAAGAUGAUUCUUGUGCUCAUAAUUCAACGGAGUACUAUGCAGUGCUUGGUCAUAUUUCAAUGAAAUCUUGUGGACAUAAUUCAGUUUUUCCACCUUCCGAUAUGUGGCUUGUCCAAGGUCAGUACAUCCAAUGGACUACUGGAUCUGAGGAUACCAAGUACCUUAGUCUUAAGAUCACUUGGAAAAUGAAAGAUGGGAAUGAUUCUGAAUUCUCAACUUAUAACAUUUAUGUUGAGAAACUAGCAGAAGGAAAACUGAAAGGGGAACAAUCCUAUCUUGGAGUGGCUAGAGUGGAAGCAUUCUAUGUUUAUGACCUAGCAACUUCUUCUGACACUUCUAGCAUCAAGUUUAUCAUUCAAGUGUGUGGUGGUGAUGGGAGUAGCCAGAAACUAGAUGAUUCUCCGGUUUUUCUGUUGGAUACUGCAGAACCCUGGUACAUUGGCUUGGCCGGAACCGGUUCAAACGUCGUCGUCUUCGUGCACAAAUUCCCAGAAGUCUGCUACUCAUGGCGCCACCAGAUGACCUCGGAAUUCAUCACCAUGCUUCUCAAAGCUUCUCCGGUGGCCUCGUCUCAGUUGCUCACUCGCGGCGAGAGCCUGCUGGCUCAUCCGUUCACCUCUCCUCCUCCAUCGUCGUUUCCCUCCUCGGUUUCCUACUCCGCCGCUCCUCUGAACUCGUCGACGUCUCUGUUUUUGAGUCUCCGGUCGUCUCCGGCGGUAUGCGCGGCGUCGAAGAGUUCGAACAGCCGUCCGUUGACCGGUGUGUUAUUCGAGCCGUUUGAGGAGGUGAAGAAGGAGCUUGAUCUCGUUCCUACUCUCCCUCAGGUCUCUCUGGCUCGCCAGAAGUACAGCGAGGAUAGUGAGGCCGCUGUUAAUGAACAGAUCAAUGUGGAGUACAAUGUGUCGUAUGUCUACCAUGCCAUGUAUGCCUACUUCGACAGGGACAAUGUCGCACUCAGGGGACUUGCCAAGUUUUUCAAGGAAUCAAGUGAGGAAGAGAGGGGUCAUGCUGAGAAAUUGAUGGAGUACCAGAAUAAGCGUGGUGGAAGAGUGAAAUUGCAAUCAAUACUGAUGCCUGUCUCUGAGUUUGAUCAUGCUGAGAAAGGAGAUGCUUUAUAUGCAAUGGAGCUUGCAUUGUCUCUGGAAAAACUGACAAAUGAAAAGCUGCUCAACUUGCAGCAUGUCGCUGACAAGAACAAAGAUGUGCAACUAACUGAUUUUGUUGAAAGCGAGUUUUUGGCUGAGCAGGUGGAGGCAAUCAAGAAGAUCUCAGAAUAUGUUGCUCAACUCAGGAGGGUUGGCAAAGGACAUGGGGUUUGGCACUUCGAUCAGAUGCUGCUACAUGAUGAGGUUGCUGCGUAAUGAAUCCAUCAUCAUCAUCUUUUGUUCAUGGUUACCAGUACGAAGCCGGCUUCUGAAGCUGUCUUACUGUUUCAGAGAUUUUGACCCUUUGUUGGACCUUCUGGUAGUUUAAGAGAUGAGGAUAUGUUGAAAAAAAAAAAAAACAAUUUAGUCUAAGUCGGUUAAAUGCAUCAUAUGAACUUAUUAUGUUUCUUUUAAUCAAUGCUUCAUCCUUUACUGCUUUGUCCUUACUGAUGGAAGUUGGCAUUUGUUCUUUUAUAUUGGUUAAUGGAAAAAGCUCAUGAAACCCUAAAUUGCC